AUGGAUCAACUUGCAGCAGUCGAAAACAACGAUUCAGUGCUGCAUGACACUAUUACUGCUACCGAGUAUUUAGAGCAGCAGGAGGAGCUUGAAAAAGAUGCCGCAGAGGCACUUCCAUACGAUUUUUCAGUGUGUUCUUACUCUCGAGGAUAUGUACUGCAAAAGGUGUAUUCUUGUAAAACCUGUGCCGUAGAUGCUGGACAAUUCGUUGGUGUUUGCUAUGGCUGCUUCGUAUCGUGCCAUACUACUCAUGAAGUAGUUGAGCUGUUUCAACGCAGACAUUUUAGAUGCGAUUGUGGCACGAAAUGCAUCAAAGGAACUCCGUGCAUGUUAGAUCCGCCAGGUCUACAGCAAGAAAAGUCUAUUCAGUCCAAUGUUGAAAACCGGUAUAAUCGAAAUUUCGAUGGAGUGUUUUGCGUGUGUUUGGAACCAUACAAUCCAGAAGUGGAAACACGCACCAUGUUUCAAUGCGUUAUAUGUGAAGAUUGGUUCCAUGAUGAAUGUGUUUCCAAGGUUCCUGAUGAAGAUGCUUUUGAAGAGUUUCUCUGUAAAGCAUGUGUUGUAAAACACCCAUUUCUUCAACGGUACAUGCAUGACCCGAAAAUGUUUUGUCAGGUUGAAUCUGACAAAACAAAAACAGUGGACGAUUCUACUCCCACAUUCAAUGAGAACGGAAAACGUAAACUGGCCAUGCCAGCCACUCAAGUUGAUGUCCUCACAGACCUAUCCAAGGUUGAAGAGGAUGUUAAUGUUGAAUCAGACAGCAUACAAAACUGUAUUAUGCUGCCUAUAAAGCUUGAAUGCGUUCCAACACAUCUUUUUGCGCUAACCAACUGGCAUGAGAGGUUAUGCCACUGCACUGAUUGUAUGGACAUGUACGAACGUGAGCAAUUAAGUUUUUUGUUUGAAACUUUGGAGGAAUUCACAACUGAAAAGGAUAGUGAUGCAGGACGGUCAUUAUUGGAUGUUGGCAUGGAGCGCCUUGGCCAAAUUGAUUGUGUCAAGGCAAUAAAUGGUGUACAUAUCUACAACAAAUUCAAAGACAACUUGAUGGCAUAUUUGCGAGAAUUCGGUGAACGUGGCCAAGUAGUUACCAAGAAAGAUGUCGAAAUUUUCUUUCAGAAGCAGCAGGAAAUACAACACGCCAAGAAACGAGCAAGAAUAUGAGCUCAGUUUGAUCUUGAUAGUAUUUGACAAUUACAAUGUGUUUUCAAUGAAAAAUAAAUCUGUAAUUUAUUACAA
Batrachochytrium dendrobatidis JAM81 is the source of this 1242-nucleotide messenger RNA. RefSeq lists its product as uncharacterized. Gene Ontology annotation, molecular function: ubiquitin protein ligase activity; zinc ion binding. The coding region runs from base 1 to 1167 and encodes 388 amino acids. NCBI's taxonomy places the organism in Eukaryota, Fungi, Chytridiomycota, Chytridiomycetes, Rhizophydiales. The record is from RefSeq and is a predicted model, not a curated record. The transcript is spliced from 8 exons. Gene Ontology annotation, cellular component: cytoplasm.